UGCUGCAGGAGUGCGCGGUGGCGUGGAACAGAACCUUCAGCGGGUGGACGGCAGGCGGGGACUGCUGGCUAGCUGAGAAGAUCGAGUGCGACGCAAAGGGAAUGGUCACCAGCCUGCUGUUCUCGGGCUUAAAUAUGAACGGAACCGUCCCCACCAGCAUCGCCAGCCUCACCGCACUCACUUCCUUUGACCUCUCUAUGAAUAAUCUCUCUGGGUCCAUUCCCUCUUUCAUCUCGCGACUCUCUCAACUCUUUUAUCUGAACAUUGAAGACAACAGUUUCUUCGGGCCCAUUCCCUCCACCAUCGGGGCUCUCAAGAACCUCAAAACCCUGAUGUUAGCAAAUACUGGCAUUUCAGGAACCAUCCCCUCCACCAUCUCCGGCCUCUCCGCUCUUACCGUCUUCCGAUUGUCCAACACUCACCUCAGUGGCACAAUCCCGAGUACUAUUGGUCGGCUUGCCAGCCUCGAGUACAUGACCAUCGCCAACACCAACUUGUCUGGCUCGCUGCCAGCCUCCCUUGGUGCUCUCCCCAAACUCAACAAAGUAUUCACCAAUGCAGGGGUGACAUGCGGCAGGGCUGGCAGCAGCUGUGAGAUUCAGCAGAACGCCUCCUCCUUCUUCUGCCGGGUCCUCUGCUUUGAGUUCUGUGCCUCCUGCAUCCCUCUCAACGCAACUCGUGUCUUCAGCAGUCGCUCCUGCUGUCUCAAGUUCCCCGUGUCUCUCGUGGCACAAGCAACGGGUGGGUGGAGUGACGAUAGCAGGGUGCAGGGGCAGGGGUGGAGCAGCAGCAGCAGUGGAGGGCAGAGGUACAAGGCAGUGAGUCUUGUGAAUGAGCGCCAGGUGUGGUUCGUGGUGAGGCGCAGUAAUGAGGAGCUUUCUGCCAACUUCCAGAAAGAGGUGGCCAAGCUUUGUGUUGCUGAUCAUGCGGUGGAGCAAGCAGAGGAGCAGGUGCUAGUGUUUGAGUGGGUGCCAGGAGGCAAUCUGCACAGCCGCCUCGUUGCAGACCUAUCAACCAUCACCAACUCCCCUCCCCUCCCCCCGCUGUCCGACCCUAGUGGUCGGACGGGGGCUCGAUCAGCUGGUGCAGCUGCCCCUCGUUGA
Molecule: messenger RNA, 1103 nt
Organism: Closterium sp. Naga37s-1
Lineage: Eukaryota; Viridiplantae; Streptophyta; Zygnematophyceae; Desmidiales; Closteriaceae
Source: the annotation of a GenBank genome assembly